AUGACACUACACGUUAACAUGUUCAUAGUAGCAUUAUUCAUUUCUGGAGUGAGCGCGGAAUGGGUUGAGAUAUCGCAGAACAAUUACAGACAGGAACCACCGAGAUUAAAAGAAAACGUUGACCUUGUCUCAGAAGACCUAACCUAUGUGAAUCAAUCUCUUAACCAGUGGAAAAGAGGAUCCAUUGAUAAAAUAUCACAUAUCGGUAAUGUAAGAAGAGUAACAUACGCCAGCGUCAAGACACCAAAUGAAAAGCCUAAUAAUUAUGGUUUGGAGACUCGGCCUGUUAUGUGGAAAGGUUCUCGAACCAAAUUGACGCAACAUUCUCUUGAAGACAGUGAACGUAAAAUACAUGGAGUUCAUUUAAAGGGUGAUAAUCAAAAUAGUAUAAAAAUUAAAAGUAACCCUUAUAUAAGCCGUCCAGUCCAUUCUCUAGUUACGAACGGUGCACAUAAUGUAGACGACCUGAGAUCGCCAGAUAAAGUUGACGUAAAUGCAGAAACUGGAGGCUUUCAAAGGGUUUUUAUUGAGGAAGUCUUCGAAAGUUCAUCGGAUAGAAAUGACAUUUUGUCUACUGAAGAUCCCAGUGUUAAGACCAAAGACGAUAAAAAUCUGAAACACUUUUCUAAAGAAAAGCCUGUAACAGAAGAUUGGAUAUAUAAUUCUGUGAGUGAAGAUAAUAAAAUGGAGAGAGUAUGGGAAGCUGUUAAGCUUGUCGCUGAUACAAUAUCAAAAAAGACCCACCGAGGUUUCAAAAGCAAAGUUCGUUAUCUUGAAGAUUUAAAAGACACAAUAACUGCUAGUAUUGAAGGGCAUAUUGAUCGCCUGUGGCCAGACGAUGAAGAUGGCCGAUCUCGUCGUUCCACGGAAUCCCGGGGCCAUGUCGAGGUCCCGUCCUCUGAAGGGGCCCUCAUGACCAUCUCUUUCCUGACCUUUGCCGUGUUUCUCAUCAAAUUAGUUUUGCAAGUAAUCCACGCGUAUAAGCAGAAAGCAAUGAUGGUAACUCCAGCAGUUCUGGCCGCUGUCGGACGCACUUCGGGAUCUUUUAUGAGAAAUCUAAACUAAUCGAAGACAACUGAAGUCUUCUUACCUUAUGUUUAAUAUAAAUUAUAAUGUGUUUUAUC
Molecule: messenger RNA, 1124 nt
Organism: Pieris brassicae (large cabbage white)
Lineage: Eukaryota; Metazoa; Arthropoda; Insecta; Lepidoptera; Pieridae
Exons: 3
Coding region: 1-1065 (354 amino acids)
Source: RefSeq, a predicted model, not a curated record